Molecule: messenger RNA, 1217 nt
Organism: Prunus dulcis (almond)
Lineage: Eukaryota; Viridiplantae; Streptophyta; Magnoliopsida; Rosales; Rosaceae
Product: (+)-neomenthol dehydrogenase-like
Exons: 6
Coding region: 52-1176 (374 amino acids)
Cellular component (GO): membrane
Molecular function (GO): oxidoreductase activity, acting on the CH-OH group of donors, NAD or NADP as acceptor
Source: RefSeq, a predicted model, not a curated record
UAAAAGAUAUGAUAAGAAUAAAAAUUACUAUUGAAACAAAGCCCAUGUUAUAUGCUCAUACAGAAAUCAGAAAGCAAAUCUGGAAUCCCAUCAACAAUGGCAGAAGUAGCAAAGAAGUAUGCAGUUGUUACAGGUUCAAAUCAAGGGAUUGGAUUUGGAACAGUUAGAAAGUUGGCUUCAAAUGGGAUCAUGGUGGUGUUAACUGCUUUAGAUGAGAAAAUGGGUGUUGAAGCUAUUGAAAAAUUGAAAGAGUGUGGCCUCUCUGACCUGGUGGUUUUUCAUCAACUUGAUGUAACAGACACUGCUAGCAUUGCUUCCCUUGCAGAUUUUGUCAAAACCCAAUUUGGGAAACUAGAUAUCUUGGUAAAUAAUGCAGGGGUUAGUGGAACCAUUGUGGACCCUGAAUCUAUGAGAGCUGCUGCAGCUGCAGGUAUUGGUAAGGAUGGUGUAGGAGUAAAUUGGAGUGAAAUAAUGACUCAAACGUACGAGUUAGCUGAAGUAUGUGUGAAAACAAACUACUAUGGUGCCAAGAAAAUGACCAAAGCACUCCUUCCUCUCCUCCAGCUAUCUGAUUCACCAAGAGUUGUCAGUCUUUCUUCCAGCAUGGGAUCGUUAAAGAAGGCUGAAGAAAUCGAUUGGAGUACAAUAUCGACAACACCAAACUACGAGUUAGCAGAGGAAUGCUUGAAAACAAACUACUAUGGUACAAAAAGUGUGACUGCAGCACUUUUGCCCCUCCUUCAGCUAUCCAAUUCACCAAGAAUCGUUAAUGUUUCUUCAGGAGCUUCUAAGCUAACGAAUUUUCCAAAUGCAUGGGCUAAGGAGGUACCAAGUGAUGCUGAGAGCCUUACAGAAGAGAGAAUAGAUGCUGUGGUUAGUGGGUUUUUGGAAGACUUUAAACAAGGUUCUCUAGAUUCCAAAAGCUGGCCUCCUAUCUUUCCACCCUAUUCAGUCUCAAAAGCAGCCGUGAAUGCAUACACUAGGAUUCUGGCCAACAGGUAUCCAAGUUUCUGCAUCAAUGCUGUCAGCCCUGGAUUUGUCAAAACAGAUUUGAGCUUCAAUACCGGCAUCUUAACUAUCGACGAAGGUGCUGAAAGCCUCGUCAGGUUGGCGCUGCUCCCCAGUGGUGGUCCUACGGGCCAUUACUUUAGCCGAAAAGAAGUGACACCUUUUUGAAUUUUCAUAGAUGAUCACAGGGGCCCUUCAUAUGUUUCAUG